UAUCUUGAUAUUCAUGGUGUUAUAACCACAUCAGAUGGCACCCCUCCUGGCUGCUCUAGUAGUCUUUCUUCGCUAAAAUCGAGAAUCUUGGACGAACGACCUGUGACUGUCGUCGGUUUCGGCGAUUGAAGCUAUGCUUUCACAACUGUUGUCGCUCAGCUACUAUAUUGACGAUCAAAUCAUCGAGCAGCAUUCUCAUUGUGACGAGGACGGUCAUCGUCAUCAUCAUCAUUUACAAACUCUGCAGCAGCUUUUUGUUGCCAUGCUUCCGGAGAUGUAAUUCCGGAGAGCAGUGGAGAAAUUGUACCCGACUAAAGAAUUUCGAGGAUCAGAAAUGCUGCUGAGACACGCGGAGAUCUUCCCAUACUACAACAGCCUGACGCAAUUAUUCUGUGCUAGGUACUACCAAUACGACCAACAACUACAGCCUGUUUUUGGUUUCGGGCUCCGCCUAUGACGUCAACGCAUUUUUCGUCGAAGUCCGUGCUCUCAGUCUCACUUUUGUCCUCAAACGCAAAGCCGUUAACUUCGUGAAACCUUUGUUUUUCGACCGCAACCAGGACGAGGAGGAAUUCGAGCAAGCUUCAUAGACGAUAAACUGAAAAUAAUGAUGAUAUUGGGGAACUACAAAUAGAGGAAAACUACUACUACAACACUAGCAAUAUACGAGUUUGCGCGUGGGGAGACGCUCGUUGUAUUCUUAACACCGUGCUGACAUCAUCAAGAAUAGAUGAUGAACUGGAAUCGUCGAUGUAUUAAUCAAGUAGAACGAGGAAGUUGAAGCGCUUGCUACAAGUUAUUUCUUUAGUGGGGAUUUGCGAGGAGCUUUUCAAGAAAAGCACUGCUUGGAAUCGAUUCUUUUGAUUCGCAGAAAAUAGAGGACAAGAAGAUCAUCAUAAUUCCAGAAAAAUAUUACUGGAGAAAAAAAAUUCCAGACGAGGCUGUAGAAGAACUACCGCAAGGAAGUACAAGUACCACGAGUCCAAUAGUAACUAGUAGACCUCGAUCAACUCAGAAGUUCAAGAUAAGUUCGUCAACUUUCUACAGUCAGUAAAAACAAGCUGGGAUCUACGUGCGCAGUAUCUGACGAGAACAAUUAAGAAGACACAUCAACUGCUGAGAUGCAGCGACACAACAACAACUACAACCUCCACAAGGGGCACCGUGAUGAUGCGGGAGCGCCACACGAAGCUGCCAAUCCGCACUCGAAUAAUGGCGGUCGUGGAGGGAGAAUCAUGACGGGCCACGUCAAAUCUCGUGCUCCACACACCAGUAUUAGACCACAGCAGGGCGGCGGAUUGCACGUAACAACCAAGGGGGCUUCCGCCAAAGACAUAGCGGGAAAAUCAUUUGGGAAAGGGGAGCGGCAUCCUGGGCCGAUCUUUCAUCAGCGAGGCCGGCAGCCACAGGGCUAUCAACAAGCGGUGAACGACCCUCUUCCUCGUCCUCCAAGUAAUACCAUCGGUGACCACGAUCAACAUCAUUCGCGCAAGGAUCUUGCUGCAAGAUACCAGAAUGCGGGGAAGAGCGGUGAAUCGCCAGGCUAUGACUUCAACACACGCACCACCAGCGGCCGGAACGUGCCCCCACCAGUAGGGGACCAGUUGUUCUCGAACAACGACCACUCACCUGCACAUCAUGGAGCGAGAGGAGGAUACAACGGUUUCGGAGGAGAAGAACAGGAGCAGCACCCUCAGCACGGGAGAAAUAUUGCCGCAUCUUCAGCAGGAUUAAUUGGAGGUCGGCCUCUGGCUUCGGGAAGAAACGACACUGGAGGUCAACAACGCUGGAGCAGUGGCCAUCACGUCGACAAUCAUCAGAAGGAGGCGUGCCACACUUGUGAGCAAGGUGGCGGAGCUCGCUUGACUGGCUUUGCGGCGGCCCCCACGCAACGCUUUAUUACUGAUGAGCGAGCACCAUCACAAGAACUACUGAGUUCUUUCAAUUCUGUAGUGCGGAACCAGAUCGCGCCAGGCGAUCCGGGGCAUGAGCAGAGCAAGGCGGAGCUGUAUCAGGCGUUGCGGUCGGUGCGAGAAGAGGACCUCUCCAUUUUGUUCCGUUCCUUAGUCGACUUGACCCUAGACCAGGGUGGGAUUUUGCCACACCAGGGUUGCCGUGCGAUGAGUGAACUACUAAACAAUUUGGGCGUUUCUUCCACCACAGCGACUUCCGCUCCAAGUGGACAUCAGCAAGCGAAUAAUCUUUCUCCUAAUGCUGCGGGCCAUAGUUCUCGCUAUAACAACCAGGGAAACACAUCUGCGAACACCAUAAACAGGGACGGUGCGGGAGUUUCGAUGAUUCGUGGCGCAGCCGGUCCUAGUGUCUCCUCACGAAAACGGUGUCCCCCCUCACGUGCGCCGCCCCGCGCUGGACAACAGGACACACCACCACAAGCGUGCGACUCAUCGCCGACGUCUUCACAGGAACAGCAACGCCAUUAUCAGGGAGGUGAAAGUCGCUAUCAAGAUUACCAUGAACUUCAUCAACAGGGGCAGGGCGAUCGCCAUGAUCCUCGCGGCCCAGUGCGGUCCAAUGGAAGCAAUCUUCAAUCGGCUCAUCGCGGCGUUGGCCACACUGAGGGUCGAAGCAACUACAGAAGUAACAACUACGGAAAUUUCUAUGACCGCUGCGAUGAAGAAGAAGAAUUUGAUCACGGAGAAAAAAGACACAGGACACAGAACAACUAUGGUCCGCGCCCUCGCUUGCCGUACGAAAUGAACGACUCUGCGCGGAGAGAGGCGCCGGCAGUAUCCUCAAACAUCACCACGCAAAAUCGGCUUGGUGCGGGCAAUGAAAUGAUGCGGUCGCCUCUUCGAGCAGAUACGAAUUACCCGCAUGCCAUUAUGCAAGGCGACAGUCGCGGCAUUGACCGAGGGCCGAAAUGUUCUGGUACUAUUCUUGCAUCUCAAGGAUAUCCUGAUCGGGGAGGGCCGCAGAGGGUAGGUCAGGAGCGAUUUCGCUACGGAGGAGGCAGCUACAACAGCUUUCGAGAACAAUCUUCGUCGCCGAGUAGUUCGUAUGACAUGCAACAAUUUGCACCGGGACGACGCGAUCUUCGUCGAGGAGACUCGCGCAGGCGGUUGCCGAGUAAUUCGCCGCCCUCAUAUUCUAGUAUUGACUACCGCGAAAACCUGCGACUUAUGGAAGACUCGUACCGAAUGCAGCCUCACGGCUACAAUGACGAUGCUGCACGAUAUCGUGGUGGACCACAAGAUCCGGAUGACUUCGGUCCUGAUUCUUUGCCGCCGUCUUCCCACGACAGCUACGCUGACCGGGACAGCCGCAUGGACAGGUACGGCAAAGGGCAGGAAGCGAUGGCGCCGGGACGGGGAGCGCCGCCACCGCACUACGCACCCUCACAGCGACAGCAUAGAUUGAUGCAAACUGGAAAGCCGACAGGCAAGACAGGCGACGGGCGUAGCUAUCCCGGAGGCGUCUACGACCAUAAGGGAAGAGCUGGGCAGUUCUCGCAAGGCCGCGGCGGCGAGUACGGAUCACAUCCAAGAAAUGAGGGCCGAUUCUUCGACAGCGGCAGCAAGAGGACCGACGAGAGAGGCGCAACGGGCAAAGGUGCAAAGCAUAUGAGCAAAGCUUCCGGUAGUAGAGAGAAUCCCGUGGACGCAGGAGUUUCGUUGAGCGGGGAACCCAAGCAAAAGCUUCUGUCUCCCUCGAGCGAUCUGCUUGACUGUCGGAAAUGCUCGGUGGGCCUCCGUGCGCACGACGUCGCUGUGUGGGGCGAUGGAUUUCCCUUGAAGUUGCAGGUCGAAACCGUUACGCGUUUGGCACGUCGGCUUGGUGUGGAUGCGAUUGGAUUUGCCCGCCGUCGAAAUGGGGAAUACCGCGCCACGCUCUUCCAGCAGCCUUUUAGCGUGAAAAUCGUGUACCUUGCGACGAGUCAAAUUCUCAAGCGUCGAAAGGACCUGUUAACUAAAAAACCCGAAAACGAGGAAGAGACCAAGAACGGCGAAAAGACCACAGUGGACCUCGCGACUGA
Molecule: messenger RNA, 3994 nt
Organism: Amoebophrya sp. A25
Lineage: Eukaryota; Dinophyceae; Syndiniales; Amoebophryaceae
Source: the annotation of a GenBank genome assembly